UAAUUCGUCUUUUAAUUAAUUCUUAUCUCCUUGCCGAGCGACCCAGACCCCUCGCACCGCGGAUCUGACCUGGCUGACUUUGGGCGGCGCCGCCACUCAUCACGCUGCCGAGCGCCCGAGCCCCCUAGCUCGUCUUCCUCCGAGCGCCUCCACCGCAGAAUAAUACUGCAUUUCCUAAAUGAAGCACAUAUUCAAGAUCAUUGCGGUGCUGGUGGCGAUCUCAGCCUUUUGGGUUGCCCUCCUUGAAACUUCAACGGUUCCUCGCAGUUAUACUUGGUUGCUUCCCAUCUACUUGGUAGUGGCACUUGGAUGCUAUGGCCUUUUUAUGGUUGGAUUUGGGUUGAUGUUCUUCCCCACCUGUCCUCAAGAAGCUAUAUUACUACAACAGGAUAUUGUGGAGGCAAAGGAAUUCUUAGCAAAAAAGGGUGUUGAUGUGGGCUCUGAGUGAGGUCAAUUCUAAUGAUCCGUAUUCUAUGACCAGUCCGAAUCUUCUGGGAUACUGUAGCUAGGAAAUACAUAUGGCAUUUCAGUAUGUUUAGAUAUUUUUGCUGACACAGUUUCGGUGAGUGGUGUGUUAUAAUUCUGCUUUUGUUAGUUUGGUGUAUGACCUGUCACAAUAUUACUACUGUCAGAAAAACAGUUCGAGAUCAAUGAAUGGAUGGUUUGUUAACAAUC
Brachypodium distachyon (stiff brome) is the source of this 675-nucleotide messenger RNA. RefSeq names its product dolichol-phosphate mannose synthase subunit 3. The transcript has 4 exons. Gene Ontology annotation, cellular component: dolichol-phosphate-mannose synthase complex; endoplasmic reticulum membrane. The record is from RefSeq and is a predicted model, not a curated record. Lineage: Eukaryota; Viridiplantae; Streptophyta; Magnoliopsida; Poales; Poaceae. The coding region runs from base 179 to 448 and encodes 89 amino acids. Gene Ontology annotation, biological process: GPI anchor biosynthetic process.